This is a messenger RNA of Trematomus bernacchii (emerald rockcod), 2158 nucleotides long. It is a transcript of the gene mlx, whose product is annotated as MAX dimerization protein MLX. Gene Ontology annotation, cellular component: nucleus. Gene Ontology annotation, molecular function: RNA polymerase II cis-regulatory region sequence-specific DNA binding; DNA-binding transcription factor activity, RNA polymerase II-specific; protein dimerization activity. The record is from RefSeq and is a predicted model, not a curated record. Gene Ontology annotation, biological process: regulation of transcription by RNA polymerase II. The coding region runs from base 35 to 772 and encodes 245 amino acids. The transcript is spliced from 8 exons. Lineage: Eukaryota; Metazoa; Chordata; Actinopteri; Perciformes; Nototheniidae.
GAAGGCAGCAGCAGAGCUUAUUUUACAUUUCAAAAUGACGGACCCAACAACGUCGCCCGAGGAUCACUGGAAAACAGACGGAGCUUUCAGUGACAGUGGCUUUGACCCUAGUUUCUUUGCUGAAACGGGCAGAAAGGGUUCUAUUGUGUCCAGAGCCAACAGCAUCGGCUCGACAAGCGCCUCUUCAGUACCCAAUACAGAUGAUGAAGACAGUGAUAACAAACAUGAGACGUCGUAUAAGGACUCGUAUAAAGAUCGGCGGAGACAAGCGCACACACAGGCUGAGCAGAAACGCAGGGAUGCUAUCAAGAAAGGCUACGAUGACCUCCAGUCCAUAGUACCAACCUGCCUGCAGCAGUCUGACUUUGCAGUGGGAGCGCAAAAGAUCAGCAAGGCCACCGUGCUACAGAAAACAAUCGACUACAUCCAUUUCCUUCAUAAAGAAAAGAAGAAGCAAGAGGAGGAAGUAACUGUGCUAAGGAAAGAAGUGAUGGCGCUGAAAAUCAUGAAAACCAACUAUGAGCACAUCGUGAAGGCCCACCAGAACCACCCUGCGCAGGGAGAGGAUCAGGUGUCGGACCAGGUCAAGUUCAACAUCUUUCAGAGCAUCAUGGACUCCCUGUUCCUGUCGUUCAGCAACUCUGUUUCAGUGAGCAGCUUCAAAGAGCUCUCUGCCUGCGUCUUCAGCUGGAUCGAGGAGCACUGCGAGCCACAGACGCUGAGGGAGUUUGUCGUGGGAGUGCUCCGGCAGCUCAAUGGACAGCUUUAUUGACUCAACUCUCAGACAAACUGACUUUAGGCUUGCUCUGGCCUCUCGGCAUGGGGUCAAAACUUCAAUCAGCCUCAGGCCACACCACAGUAUUUACGCUCACUUCGGCUCACCAGUAACUCCCUGGCUGCAAUUGGAUUACCUCAACCUCACACUAUGGGCCGAGACGAGACGUCGGGUUGGAUUGAGCGGUCACAUGUUUUAAGACAAAUCCCCCCCUCAUUGUAUUGUACAUACAUACCGUUGUGUAUAUUUCAGCCUCUGCUGAUUGUUCUGCUUUGAAAUGCAAGGGGGAACACAAACUUCAUUUGAAAAACUGUUUUCAAAUGAAUGUAUACAGUGGAGGAAAUAAGUAUUUGAUCCCUUGCAGAUGUUGUAAGUUCACCCACUUACAAAGAAAUGAACAGUCUAUCAUUUUAAUGGUAGGUUUAUUUGACAAAUGAGACAGAAUAUAAAAAAAUAAUUCCAGAAAUUGACAUUAUAUAAAAGAUAAUUGAUUUGCAUUUAACUGUGGGAAAUAAGUAUUUGAUCCCCUUGCAACAAACAAUAAUUCUGGAGAGGAUCUUCAGAGAGGAGUGGACCACAAUCCUUCCUGUGAUGUGCACAAACCUGGAGACCAACUACAAGAAGUGUCUGACCAGACCGUAGAGUGUAGACUGUAGAGUGCAUCUAGUUGUUUGAAUUUACCGCAGUUGCACUUGCAAAUCAAAACCAAGACUCCUCUCCCAGAUUGAUAAUAGUAAUUUGUCUGCGAUCUAUCAACCUAGCUAAUAGAAAUAGAGAGAAGACUAAAGGAAAAAAAACCUCAUUAGCCAAGUCCUGGUGCUAAUGGCUGCUCUCAGCUUCAGUGCACCCAUGAGUCAGCCAUACCUCUCUGUAGCACAACAUGCUAAUGCUAUACUACUGGAGGGUUUCUCCUAACUGCAAACGGGAAUACACCAUUACAUUUGAAAAACUUGUUCUUUUAUGUGCAGUGUUCAUUAAUGUAUCUGUCACAAGAUGACAUGUAUGCUUAAAUCUCAUGGAGUUGUGCAAUGUAGGCAGCAUAAACAAUUUUAGAAAAUUAUUUAUAAAAUGUGAACUUCAACGCACAUUGGGAGGAGAUCCUGUUUAAAAUAGUUAGUCAAUGUUUAUGAACGUUUUUCAGGAGAUGUUCAAUAAAAAGUGUCGAUUCUCUGCAAUCUUCUGUGGUCUACAAUAAGCAGUUUUAAAAUUAAGUUGUGUAAAAUGUAAUCCUUGAGAUUUCAAUUUCAAGUCACUGUUGUUGCUUUAAUCACAGGGACAUUUCUUUUUUUGACUGUCUUGUUGCCUUGUUAUUUGUUGUGUUAUAAAUGUAAUCUACUGUAAAUACACAUUGAAAGUGAAAUCCACAAGUCAAAACACAUUCAA